Molecule: messenger RNA, 1938 nt
Organism: Nematolebias whitei (Rio pearlfish)
Lineage: Eukaryota; Metazoa; Chordata; Actinopteri; Cyprinodontiformes; Rivulidae
Product: rac GTPase-activating protein 1-like
Exons: 16
Coding region: 1-1938 (645 amino acids)
Biological process (GO): signal transduction
Source: RefSeq, a predicted model, not a curated record
AUGGAGAAGAUGUCUGUGAUGAACCUGUACAACCAGUUUCAGAGUCUCAGAGCUCAGGUGGACGGUGUGAACGAGAGCAUUGAGCCACAGUUCCUCCAGAUGGCAGUGAACUUUGAGGAAUGUCGUAAGAAGUGGCUGAUGUCAGGUGACGAACUGGUUUCCUGUAAAGAAAUGCUUACCAAAGCAGAAACAGAAAAGGGAGCCCUGGAGGUUAAGCUAAAACACGCUCGAAAUCAGGUGGAUGUAGAGAUCCGGCGGCGGCAGAAAGCUGAGGCGGUUUAUGAGAAGCUGGAGCGGCAGCUACAGCUGAUCCGGGAGCUGCUGAUUUCAGAGAAUAAUGGAAGCAGUGUCCACUUAAGUGAGGAGCAGCGGUCGGCCCUGGCCUUUCUCAGCGCCCACUCCCAGGCAGCACAAGCUGCCAAAACCAACCGCAGGUCCAGCCGAAGAUUAACAAGAAUCGAGGAAUCUACGUCUUUGCUGUCAGAUAUCAGCUAUGAUCAAACAGACGACUCUUUGCAGUGGGAUUCCUCAGGAAUGAAGAAUGUGAGACUCCGCAGACGGCAGAAACGACGUUCGUCAAGAAAAGUCUCAGAUGUUCCUCCGCAGGCAGUGAAGAAGCCACGCUCCACUGGGCGCGCACCAGAGAGGAUUAACGAGUCUAUCGUGGCUAAAACAACGAUCACUUUGCCUGCGAGUGGUGGUGUUGUUGAGACCGUGUCCACCAUUGAAACUGUGCCUUACUGGACACGCAGCAGAAAGAAGAGUGGUGAGAAGAUGUUGGGGGACACGAUCAUUACCGACCAGUCUGAGACUGUUAGUGAGGCUCCCAGCUCACAAGCGUCUGAUGUUCCAGCCCGACUUCAAACUCCCCGAGCCAAAGCAGGAAAGAAGCACCGCUUCAUCUCCAAAACAGUUAUCAAGUCUGAGCUCUGUGGAGCAUGUGGAAGAAGGACAAAGUUUGGCAAGCUGUGUCUCCGCUGCCAGGACUGCAGGACUGUGACGCACCCUGAAUGUCGUGAGCAGUGUCCUCUGCCCUGUAAUCCUACAGCUUUUGGGACUCUCAUCAGGGGCACAGAGGUCACCCUAGCUGACUUUGCUCCAACCACCUCCCCAAUGAUCCCAGCUUUGGUUAUCUACUGCAUUAAAGAGAUCGAACGCAGAGGACUUCAUGAGGUUGGUCUGUACAGAGUCUCUGGCCAGGAGCGUAUGGUUAAAGACCUGAAGGAGAAGCUCAUUCGAGGAAAGACUCUGCCUCUCCUCAACAAAGUGGAAGACAUCAACGUGAUAACAGGUGUCCUCAAAGACUUCUUUAGAAACCUCCCAGAGCCGCUGCUCACCUUCCACCUCAAUAAAACCUUCAUGGAAGCAGCUGAAAUCCAAGAUGAUGGCAACUGUCUUGCCAUGUUAUAUCAGGCUGUUAGUGAACUUCCUCCACCCAACCGAGACACGCUGGCCUGCCUGAUGAUCCACCUGCAGAAAGUGUCUCAAAGUGCACAUACUAAGAUGGAUCUACACAACCUGGCCAGGGUGCUUGGUCCUACCGUGGUGGGCCAUGCUGUUCCUGACCCAGACCCUAUGACCAUCCUGAACGACACCAGCAGACAGCCGAGGGUUGUAGAGCGCUUGCUUAGUAUCCCAGAAAGCUACUGGAGUCGGUUUGCUCAUCCAGAUAACGCAGGGAUGGAAACGGAUCUUCACACCGACACUCCAAACAGCUUAGGUAAACCGCUCCUACAGUAUAUGUAUACUGACGUGAGCAUUCUGGGACCUGUGACGACUCCAGAACAACAGACGAUGACCAAAACCCCUUCUUCCAGCUCCAUGUCUCAGCGGAUGAUGCAGACCUUGUCCAGUACCACCAUAUUUGGGAGCAAAAGCAAAGCAUCGUCCGUCUCUCACCGGCAGGGCAAAUUCUUUGCUUCUCCUCAGCUGAAAUGA